CACAAAGACCCUGCCGAGGGCAGUAGUUGAAGGUACCAGUGGAUGAUGAGAACUGGUUUUCAGUUGAGUGCCUUGGAGUGGCAAGUGCAUUACUGGAACAUUGGCUGUGGUUGGCCAGUGCUGCCGACUUGCACAGAAGUUUGUCCUGAGUCUUCAGAGUUUUCAUACAACAGGUCAUUAGAUGCUGUCUCCUGCUGUCUUGGGAAAGAAGAAGUGUAAGCUGUAACCAUGACUACUGAAGUUGGCUCUGCGUCUGAAGUGAAGAAGGGCUCUGACCAGGCAGGAGCAGAUGCGCCUAAGGAGAAAGCUAAAGAAGUCACAGAAAAUGAGCAGAAUCAGUUAUCUGAGCCCGAGGAGGAAAAAGGUUCGCAGCCAGGCCCUGCAGUUGAAAGCCAAAGUAGUCUUCGCCGGCGGAAAAGAGAGAAGGAUCCAUCUGAGAGCAGGGGCAUUUCUCGAUUCAUACCCCCUUGGCUUAAGAAGCAGAAGUCAUAUAACUUGGUAGUAGCCAAAGAUGGAGGAGAUAAAAAAGAGCCCACUCAAGCUGAUGUGGAAGAACAGACCUUGGAUAAAGAGGACUCCCUUCCUGAAGAAGAGAGUCGGGCCAAGGGCGAUGCAGAAGAAAUGGCUCAGAGGAAACACCUCGAGGUUAAGGUGGAGGUCAAGGAAGAAAAGCCUUCCUUGAAAAGCAGUGCUGAGACCCAGCCUGCUGAAGAAGUGAGGAAGGACAGAGAAGAGGAGAAGAUCAAGGAGACGCAGGAAGACAAACUGGAAGGAGAGGUGGCAAAGAGGGAGACCAAGGAAGUGCAGACCAGUGAGCUGAAAGCGGAGCUGGCCUCCCAGAAAACUGCCAAGAAGACCAAGACUGUCCUGGCCAAAGUGACCCUCCUGGAUGGCACCGAGUACAGUUGUGACCUUGAGAAACGCGCUAAGGGACAAGUGUUAUUUGACAGAGUGUGUGAGCACCUCAAUCUCCUGGAGAAGGACUACUUUGGGCUUCUGUUUCAGGAAAAUGCUGAGCAGAAAAACUGGCUAGAUCCAGCAAAAGAAAUAAAGAGACAGCUGAGAAACCUUCCCUGGCUGUUCACUUUUAAUGUGAAAUUUUAUCCUCCGGAUCCUUCUCAAUUGACUGAAGAUAUCACCAGAUAUUUCCUGUGCCUUCAGCUGCGGCAGGACAUUGCCUCUGGCCGCCUGCCCUGUUCCUUUGUGACUCAUGCCCUUUUGGGAUCCUACACACUGCAGGCUGAACACGGAGACUAUGACCCAGAAGAGUAUGACAGCAUGGAUCUUAGUGACUUCCAGUUUGCCCCAUCCCAGACCAAGGAGCUGGAAGAAAAGGUGGCAGAGCUGCAUAAAACUCACAGAGGCUUAUCUCCAGCACAAGCUGAUUCUCAGUUCUUAGAAAAUGCAAAGAGGCUUUCCAUGUACGGUGUUGACCUGCAUCAUGCCAAGGACUCUGAAGGUGUGGACAUCAAGCUGGGUGUGUGUGCUAAUGGCCUUCUCAUUUACAAAGACAGACUGAGAAUUAAUCGUUUUGCUUGGCCGAAGAUCCUGAAAAUUUCCUAUAAGCGCAGUAAUUUCUACAUUAAGGUUAGACCAGCAGAGCUGGAGCAGUUUGAGAGCACCAUUGGAUUCAAAUUGCCAAACCACCGGGCAGCUAAAAGGCUAUGGAAAGUAUGUGUGGAGCAUCACACUUUCUACAGGCUUGUGUCUCCAGAGCAGCCACCAAAGGCCAAGUUCUUGACCUUGGGGUCCAAAUUCCGCUACAGUGGACGUACCCAGGCACAGACCCGCCAAGCAAGCACCCUCAUAGAUAGGCCAGCACCACACUUCGAGCGUGCCUCUAGUAAACGUGUCUCAAGGAGCCUGGAUGGAGCUCUGAUUGAUGUUGUGGACCAAAGUCUUCUGAAGGAUUUUCCUGGCCCUCCGGGAGAGGGUUCAGCACUUGGCCCUGGAGCUGCCAGCUACACCACCAUUCAAGAUGGGGAUAGCCGGAGGGAUGUCAGAAGCCCCACAAAAGCCACACCCCUGCUCGCUGAAGGAAAGAAAAAUACCUUGAGAGUAGAAGGGGAUAAUAUUUAUGUCAGACAUAGCAAUUUAAUGUUGGAGGACCUGGAUAAGGCCCAGGAGGACAUACUGAGACAUCAGGCUAGCAUUAGUGAGCUCAAGCGCAAUUUUAUGGAGUCCACACCUGAGCCGCGCCCCAAUGAAUGGGAAAAACGACGUCUCACACCUCUGUCCCUACAGACCCAAGGGAGAAAAGGAGACCGUCUUUUCAAGGAUAUUCUCUCCAUGAAGGAGACGUACCUGAUGGCGGCGACACGGACAGUUGGAGAGGAAGCUCAGGCCGACAAGACUCGCGCUCCUGUAUCGGAAGGGCCUUGCGCUGGAGCCAGGGACGCUGUUAAGAGUUCACAUGAGACUCUGAAUGUAGUGGAGGAGAAGAAGCGGGCAGAGGUUGGGAAAGACGAAAGAGUAAUCACAGAAGAAAUGAAUGGUAAAGAGCUAUCAGCUGGGAGUGGUCCUGGGGAGAUUCGUAAGGUGGAGCCCGUGACACCAAAAGACUCCACCUCCCUGUCUUCUGAGAGCAGCAGCAGCAGUGAGAGUGAGGAGGAAGACGUGGGAGAGUACCAGCCCCACCACCGAGUGACCGAGGGCACCAUAAGGGAAGAGCAGGAGGAGAAUGAUGAAGAGCUGGAGCAAGAGGCCGGCCAAGCAGCCAAGGUAGUAGAGAGGGAGGCAGCAGUGUCCGAAGCCAUCCCAGACAGACACGCAGAGGCCAGGCUCCUCCCAGUAGACACAGAGGCCCAGGAACAUGUAGGUGUCCAAAAGCUACCCGGAGAGAAGAGUGCACACGGAGGCACUGUUAAGCAAGACAUGAGAGAAGAAGCAGAGGAAGAGCAACACAGAGUUAACGGAGAGGUGCCCCAUGUUGACAUUGAUGUUUUACCAGAGGUUAUUUGUUGUUCAGAGCCACCAGUGGUAAAAACAGAGAUGGUAACAAUUUCUGAUGCCUCACAAAGGACAGAAAUCUCCACCAAGGAAGUCCCCAUUGUUCAAACUGAGACCAAAACCAUCACAUAUGAGUCUCCACAGAUUGAUGGCGGGGCUGGUGGUGAUUCGGGCACGUUACUGACUGCACAAACCAUCACAUCUGAGUCCGUGUCAACAACGACAACCACACACAUCACCAAGACUGUAAAGGGUGGAAUAUCUGAAACAAGAAUUGAGAAACGUAUUGUGAUCACAGGAGAUGCCGCUCUUGAUCACGAUCAGGCGCUGGCUCAGGCGAUUAGGGAAGCCAGAGAGCAGCACCCUGAUAUGUCGGUCACAAGGGUGGUGGUACACAAAGAAACGGAGUUGGAGGAGGAAGGAGAAGAAUAAGAAAGUCAUUUUUUAAGCAACAUUCAACUUCAUGAAUCGGAAGAACUUUGAUCAUUCCAAGUGUUAAUGCCACACCACUACUCCAGCAAAUUUGUGCUACACCUGGUAACAAUGACCAGAAGCCUGCAGAAUUAAAAUGCCAACACCAAACCUUA
Molecule: messenger RNA, 3536 nt
Organism: Peromyscus eremicus (cactus mouse)
Lineage: Eukaryota; Metazoa; Chordata; Mammalia; Rodentia; Cricetidae
Gene: Epb41l2
Product: erythrocyte membrane protein band 4.1 like 2
Exons: 22
Coding region: 229-3381 (1050 amino acids)
Biological process (GO): cortical actin cytoskeleton organization
Cellular component (GO): plasma membrane; cytoskeleton
Molecular function (GO): structural molecule activity; actin binding
Source: RefSeq, a predicted model, not a curated record